Oxyura jamaicensis (ruddy duck) is the source of this 4280-nucleotide messenger RNA. It is a transcript of the gene EGFLAM, whose product is annotated as EGF like, fibronectin type III and laminin G domains. NCBI's taxonomy places the organism in Eukaryota, Metazoa, Chordata, Aves, Anseriformes, Anatidae. The record is from RefSeq and is a predicted model, not a curated record. Bases 225 to 3332 code for a protein of 1035 amino acids. Gene Ontology annotation, molecular function: calcium ion binding; protein binding. The transcript has 23 exons.
GGCCGCCGCCCUCCCCGGGGGGGCUGUAAUCCCAUCAAAGCGCCGGACCCAGCCGCCGCCUCCUCCUCCUCUUCCUCCUCCUCCUCCGCUUCCCUUCCUGGCUCGGUAAAAGCCCCGCCGCGCCAUCCCCAGCCCCGCUCCCCGCCCGGCUGCCGAGCACAGGGGGCACGCUGGCCCCGGCCCCCAGCCCCCGGCCCGGGGGGCGGUGGGGGAUCGCGGAGCACAUGGAGGUGCCGGGACCCUGCCCCUGCCCCUGCCGCCGCCUCUCCUCCCUGCUGCUGCUCCUGCUGCUGCUGGCUUCGUGUAUCGGCUGCGCGGCUGCCCCGCGGAGGAGCAUCCCCCGCCGGCAAGCAGAUAGGCUGGGUCCUCCUCUGGACAUACUGCUGGACUCACUGAACUGCACAGCCUUCAGCGUGCAAUGGAGGAUGCCAAAGCAGCACGCAAGCACCAUCACGGGAUAUACAGUCUUCUACUCAGAGGUUGAAGGUGACAAAGCAGUUAAACAGCUCUCACAUGAUGUUCCCCUGAGUCUGGAUAUGCUGAGCAUGGGUCAGCUUGAAGGACAAGCAAUAUUUGAAGUUGUUAUCGGGGAUUUGAAGCCUGGCACCCCACAUCGCGUUAGUGUUGGUGCCUAUGGCUGGGCAGGGAAAGGACGGCCCAGCAUGCCCAGAGAUGUGACAACCUUAUCACAAGAUAACUGCAUGCCCCCUGCACCACCCUAUCAGCCCCAGAUCGUUGUCGUCUCUGAUUCAGAAGUUGCAUUAUCUUGGAAGCCUGGGGACAGCGAAGGAAGCUCACCCAUCCAGUACUACAUAGUGGAGUUUAUCAGGCCAGACCUUGACAGUAAUUGGACUGUAAUAAGAGAGCAGAUCCAGAUGGAGUCCAUGGUUCUGAAGGGACUUCUCCCAAAUACCAAGUAUCAGUUCGCCGUCCGAGCAGCAAACUCCUACGGAUCCAGCCCCUCCAGUGCACCAAGUGAUGUUGUCCGAACAUUCAGCUCUGAGGAGUUAGGAAGCGGAAGCUAUGGGCAUCGGUAUAUCACAGAGACAGUCACUGGUGAUGAUGAUGGAUUUGAUGUCGAUGACUCAGACUAUGACAUUUACAUAGAAGAGCUCAGACCUCUCCCUGCUAUCAAAGGAGGCAACAGAAAAUUUCUGGUUGAAACCAAAGUCACACCAGGGUCUAGUUCCAGGCUCCUGUCGCGGCUCCUUACAACCACUUCUCAGCCCACCACUUCCACUCCCAUCACCACACGACCUUCUACCACAGUGAGGGCAACUACAGCCAGGGCCAUGAGAAGGGGUGGCAUGUAUUCUGAAUUGCGCCUCUUUGAUCUCUCCUGUGACGAGACCAUCUGCUCUGCAGACAGCUUUUGUGUCAAUGACUAUGACCGGGGAGGCUCGCGCUGCCACUGCAACUUGGGGAAGGGAGGAGAGACAUGUACUGAAGAUAUUAUUAUCCAGUAUCCUCAGUUCUAUGGCUACUCAUACAUCACAUUUGAACCACUGAAAAACUCCUAUCAGACAUUUCAAAUUACCCUUGAAUUCAGGGCUGAAUCAGAAGAUGGUUUGCUGCUGUACUGUGGAGAAAAUGAACAUGGCCGUGGUGAUUUUAUGUCACUGGCAAUCAUCCGACGGAGCAUCCAGUUCAGGUUUAACUGUGGUACUGGAGCUGCAGUUAUAACAAGUGAAAACAAAAUAAAGCUGGGGAACUGGCAUAGUGUCACACUGUUCAGAGACGGGCUGAAUGGCUGGCUCAGGAUGGACAAUGAUGCUCCAGUCACAGGAAAAUCUCAGGGCCAAUACAGUAAAAUUACCUUCCGGACUCCCUUCUAUGUCGGCGGUGCCCCCAGUGUGUACUGGCUGGUCAGAGCCACAGGCACCAACCGAGGAUUUCAGGGCUGUGUUCAGUCUCUCAGCAUCAAUGGGAAGAUGAUUGAUAUGAGACCCUGGCCAUUAGGGAAAGCUCUCAGUGGUGCUGAUGUGGGUGAGUGCAGCAGUGGAAUCUGUGACGAGGCAUCCUGCAUCAACAGUGGUACCUGCACUGCAAGCAAAGCGGAUUCGUACAUUUGCCUUUGCCCUCUUGGGUUUAAAGGUCACCAUUGUGAAGAAGCACUCACCUUGGCCAUACCUCAGUUCAACGAAUCCUUAAGAUCAUUUGCUAGCACACCCUGGCCCUUGGAACCACAGAAUUACCUUUCCUUCAUGGAGUUUGAGAUGACAUUUCGUCCGGAUUUAGAGACAGGUGUCCUUUUGUACAGCUAUGACACAGACAGCAAGGACUUCCUCUCCAUCAACGUGGUGGCUGGUUAUGUGGAAUUCAGAUUUGACUGUGGCUCAGGAACGGCUAUCAUAAGGAGUGAAGAACCUGUCAGUCUGGGUCAAUGGCAUGAGCUGCGAGUGUCUCGUACAGCGAAGAACGGUAUCCUACAAGUGGACAAACAAAAGCCAGUGGAAGGGAUGGCAGAGGGGGCUUUCACACAGAUUAAGUGCAGCUCUGAGAUAUUUAUUGGCGGAGUCCCCAGUUAUGAUACAGUGAAGAAGAACUCAGGGAUCCUCAGGCCCUUCAGUGGGAGCAUCCAAAAGAUUAUCCUGAAUGAUCGGACAAUUGAUGUGGCACAUGAUUUCACUUUUGGAGUCAACAUAGCGAAUGCAGCCCACCCCUGUGUGAGCUCACCAUGUGCAAACGGAGGCAGCUGCAUUCCCAAGAAGGACAGCUAUGAAUGUGACUGUCCCCUGGGCUUCGAUGGGCUGCAUUGCCAGAAAGCCGUUACAGAAGCAAUUGAAAUCCCACAGUUUAUUGGUCGUAGUUACCUCAUAUACAAUAAUCCAGAUAUCCUGAAAAGGGUAUCAGGAGCAAGAACAAAUGUGUUCAUGAGGUUUAAAACCACAAUGAAGGAAGGCCUUUUGAUGUGGAGGGGAGACAGUCCCAUGCGACCUAAUAGUGAUUUCAUUUCUCUAGGCCUUCAAGAAGGAGCACUAAUAUUUAGCUACAAUUUGGGCAGUGGCGUUGCCUCCAUAGUGGUGAAUGGCUCUUUCAGCGACGGCCGGUGGCACCGGGUGAAGGCUGUUCGGGAUGGGCAAUCUGGCAAAGUAACUGUGGAUGAUUACGGAGCCAGGACUGGUAAAUCCCCUGGAAAGAUGAGGCAGCUAAACAUCAAUGGAGAUCUCUAUGUAGGUGGCAUGAAGGAGAUUGCCCUGCACACCAACAGGCAGUACCUGCGAGGGCUGGUGGGCUGCAUCUCGCACCUCACACUGUCCACCGACUACCACAUCUCGUUGGUGGAGGAUGCAGCUGAUGGGAAGAACAUCAACACGUGUGGGACCAAGUGACAAGAGAGGAGCCCUGGUGCUGACGAUCCAUCCUGCGCUUGUGUGUGCAGCUGAAAAUGAGCUGGGUGACGCAGCCCUCCACAGCUGGACCAUAGUCGCCAUCAGAAGAUGACAGAGCCAAAGGGAAAACCUAAAAAUCAAGAACAUUUUCCCUUUCCUUUCUUCUGCUGACCAAACCAAACUGAGUAUUUUGUGUAGGAGCCGUCCCCUUCACCUGCUGCGUGUUUAGUGAGCGCUAAAGGUCGUGCAUCAGUGCAAACGGCAGAGAACUGUGUGAUGUUACGAGUAGCUCAGUGGCUGUGUUGUGGUCCAUAGGUUGUCUUUUUUAAUGUCAAAAAGGGCAGUCUUUAAAAACCUGCAUUCAUUCCACCUUCCACCUUGCAAUGGUACAACGACUGUAUUGUGCAACAGAUACAUGAGCAGGCAACGUAUCUAUGCAUUCAAACGUAUGUCCCCAAAUCAGCAGUUCUUCUCACCGCUCUGAUUUAACUAAGUUAUGUUUCAUCCCGUGUAAAUAACAGCUGCAGUGACUGGUUUCAAAAUGUUGUUUGUUGAGGAGGAAAGUUCUUAAAGUCUACUUUUUUACUGCAAGCAACAAAAGUCAACGAACCAAUUUUAUAGGAGUAAUUUUAUACUUGUGUAUUUUUUAUAGCAGCAGCAGACCUGCUUACAUGGUAUAACUUUUGACAUUUAGGUGUACUAUACAAUUAGCUCUUUGCACACUUUCCUAAAAAUAGCAAAGUGACCUGUGGUUUCAGUUGGUUAUACGGAAGGCUCAGUGUCUGUAUUAUACAGUUUUGGUGGAGAUAUUUGUGAGUUAUAACCAGUUUUAAAUCUUUUUUUGUUUUGUUUUGUUUUCUUUUUUGUAAAUUUUGACAGUUUAAAAUGUACAUUAUGAAGUUUUACUGGCUUAAACAGAUUAAAAGAUUAGGAGGAAAAAAAGUACAA